AUGGAUGCUCUCACCGGCAGCCCCCUUGGAUGGCUCUGCGCAGGUGUCACCACGCUUCUUGGGGCAACUAUGCUCUUCACAGCCAAGAGAAGCCCGGUGGAGAAAGCAAAUAUGCUGGUCUGGAGCCUCCUGCCUGCCUUGCUGGGGCUGCUGUGCAUGGCCAUGCUGGGUGCUGGUGGAGGGCUGGUGGUGUUUUGUGCCGUGAGCCUCGUCUCCUCUGCGUACCUGGGUGGCAGGGUGCUGCUGCCCGUGGGCAACAAAGCUGUGCUCAUCACAGGAAGCGACACUGGGAUUGGACAUGCGCUGGCUAAAUACCUGGAUAACUUAGGUUUUGUUGUGUUUGCUGGGGUUUUGAAUAAGGAUGGACCUGGAGCUGAGGAGCUGAGACGGACCUGUUCUCGGAGACUCUCUCUCCUGCAGCUGGAUAUAACCAAUGCCACUCAAGUCAAGGAAGCCUAUCUGAAAGUCUCAGAGAAGCUGCAAAAUACAGGGCUCUGGGGAGUCGUGAACAACGCAGGCAUCCUGGGCUUCCCCGCCGAUGGUGAGCUGCUCCCUAUCAGCACGUACAGGCAGUGCAUGGAGGUGAAUUUCUUUGGGGCUGUAGAGGUGUCCAAGACCUUCCUACCGUUACUUCGGAAAUCCCAGGGAAGGCUGGUUAACAUGUCCAGCAUGGCAGGAGGCAUUCCACUACCAAGGUACGCUGCAUACGGUGCAUCAAAAGCAGCUCUGUCCAUGUUUUCUGGAGUAAUGAGACAAGAGCUUUCCAAAUGGGGAAUUAAAGUUGCUGCAAUUCAUCCGUCAGGCUUCCGAACAGGUAUACAGGGCACAUCUGACCUGUGGGAUAAGCAAGAAAAGGAGCUGAUGGAGAACCUUCCAGCAGACACAAAGCAAGACUAUGGUGAGGACUACCUCCUGGGGCUGAAGAGCUACCUCCUGCGCAUGCCUGCAUACUGCGAUGCCAACCUCUCCCCUGUGUUGAGUGCUGUCCUGCACGCUUUGCUGGCCAAGAGACCACACGGCUUGUACACCCCUGGAAAAGGGGCUUAUGUGCCUCUCUGCAUCUUCUGCUACUUUCCUCUCUGGUUCUAUGACUUUUUCAUUAGUAAGAUGCUGAGUACUGAGUCUGUCCCAAGGGUUCUGCGAACAUCAGAAGCUGAAAGCAAGAAUCUCUAA
Egretta garzetta (little egret) is the source of this 1173-nucleotide messenger RNA. It is a transcript of the gene HSD17B2, whose product is annotated as hydroxysteroid 17-beta dehydrogenase 2. Gene Ontology annotation, molecular function: oxidoreductase activity. The record is from RefSeq and is a predicted model, not a curated record. NCBI's taxonomy places the organism in Eukaryota, Metazoa, Chordata, Aves, Pelecaniformes, Ardeidae. Bases 1 to 1173 code for a protein of 390 amino acids. The transcript has 5 exons.